AUUAACAAUUCUGCCACUUCCUUUAAUAUUUUUUAUCUUUUUAUUUUUUAAUUUCCGUCUCGGCUACGAGUUUUGAGGUGUGAUGAUAAUAAAAAAAAGCUUUUGUGCUUUAAUGGAAGGAACUUAACACCUCUCUCUCUCUCUCUCUCUCUCUUCUACAGCUCCUUGAUUAUUCUCCUUCUCUGUUAAUAUCUGAAUCUAAUCGAUCUUCUUCGUGAGCUCUAUUUUCCAGCAGCGAUUCGCUUUGCCUUUCAGUUGAAGGAACGAUAAGUUUUCAAAAUGUCACCGGAAGAGGAGCUGCAGAGCAAUGGCUCUGUGGCAAGUUCUACCAGGAACAUUGUAGGAGUACUCAAGGAGCAUAACUACUUGGGUCUCUCUGAUUGUUCCUCUGUUGGAAGCUCAAAUCUCUCCGGCCUUGCAGAUGAUGACAAAGCCACUAUCAGCCUCAAGGCCACUGAGCUCACACUCGGCCUUCCUGGAUCACAGUCUCCUGCUAGAGACACUGAGCUCAACUUACUUGGCCCUGCUAAGCUCGAUGAGAAACCUUUCUUUCCUUUGCUUCCUUCCAAAGAUGAGAUGUGCUCCUCUUCCUCCCACAAGAACAUUGCCUCUGGGAAUAAAAGAGGCUUCUCUGACACUAUGGAUAAAGUUCCUGUUUAUACUGAGAAAAACUGGAUGUUUCCUGAAGCGGUGCUAGCCACCCAAUCUGUUAUCAAGAAGGAAGUGGCACAGAACUUACCUAAAGGAAAGCUGAGCACUACAAACAACAGCUCUAGCCCACCUGCAGCCAAGGCACAGAUUGUUGGUUGGCCUCCAGUGAGGUCCUACAGGAAGAACACAUUGGCCACCACUUGUAAGAACAGUGACGAAGUUGAUGGGAAGCCUGGUUCUGGACCCCUCUUUGUGAAGGUCAGCAUGGAUGGUGCUCCAUAUCUGAGGAAAGUUGACCUGAGGAGCUACACUAACUACGGGGAGCUUUCUGCAGCCUUGGAGAAAAUGUUCACCACUUUCACUCUUGGUCAAUGUGGAACUAGCGGAGCUACAGGGAAAGAUGUGCGUAAUGAGACCAAACUCAAGGAUCUUCUGAAUGGAAAAGACUAUGUGCUCACUUAUGAGGACAAGGAUGGGGACUGGAUGCUUGUUGGCGACUUUUCAUGGGAGAUAUUUAUUGGUGUCUGCAAGAAGCUCAAGAUAAUGAAAGGCUGUGAUGCGAUUGGGUUAGCUGCAGCUCCAGCUCCAGCACCGAGAGCAAUGGAGAAAUCGAAGAUGAGAGCUUAAAGACUUGUUGGAAAAUGAUUCAGAAGCUUUCUAAUUAUACUAAAUAUGUGCGAUUCCCUUUUGGUGGUGUUUUAAAUCAAAGCAUUCUACAUCUUUCGCUUCUGAGAUAAUUAUUAUUAAGAAAAAAAAAGACUACGUUUGUAAGGAAAUGAAGAAGAAUUCAAAUGAUCUAUUAUUUUGUUGUUGUUGCUGCUUGUUUAGUCGAACCAAAUAACUCUGGAGUCUUGUCUAUGUAUGGGUUUUGAUUUCGAUGUGUGGUUUGACUUAUUUAUUUUGGGAUAUUUUGAUGCAAUGUUUUUUUUA
This is a messenger RNA of Brassica napus (rape), 1581 nucleotides long. RefSeq names its product auxin-responsive protein IAA9. Lineage: Eukaryota; Viridiplantae; Streptophyta; Magnoliopsida; Brassicales; Brassicaceae. Gene Ontology annotation, biological process: regulation of DNA-templated transcription. Gene Ontology annotation, cellular component: nucleus. The coding region runs from base 280 to 1278 and encodes 332 amino acids. The transcript is spliced from 6 exons. The record is from RefSeq and is a predicted model, not a curated record. Gene Ontology annotation, molecular function: protein binding.